GGAGGAAGGAUAGUAUAGCACUGGGGGAGACAGGGGUGGAAAAGUGUAAAGCUUUGACAAGAGAGGGGUGAAUGUACUUUUACAGAAUUCUGUGUGAGGGUGAUUUCAAAUUUGAACCAUAACAAAUAUUAUUUGGACAGGCAAAAAUAAUGUACAAGUGGUAGAGAGGAUGAUUCUAGCAUCGUGCUAUAUAUGGAUUAUAAAAAUGGAGAAGUCAAAUACUGCAGGGGAAAGGUGAGGUUAUUAGGCCAAUGUGAUCUGCUUUAAGACAUGGACAGGAUCUUCAUGGGGUUUAGAGUUGUUACAUGGGGAGAACUGGAAGAGUUUGCAGGGAGGCCUGAAAAAAGAUUAGACGGAGUCGAAGAUUGUCUGAGGUUUGAGCUCUGAGAGAUAGUUUUGUUUUUAUCAUUACAGAAAGUAAUGGGGCUCUGGCAUUGAUAUUUAGGUUGGCUGAUGUGAUUCAGAAGAAUCUAGGGUGUCACUUCUUAGAAAGACAGGCUGUGCUUUCAUGAGCAUCUGAGCUAACCUGUUUCACUUGCUGAAAAGGAGCAUGGAAAGGGAAGGUCUUGCUUACUGCAGUGCUCCCAACUGCAGGAUGUGCUAGCCUUGAAAGUCAUCAGAUAUUCCAUGAGCUACUGAUGUCUGCUUUUUUGGUGGUUUUGUUUUGCAUUGAAGUGGCUGAUGGAAAGGUCUGACAAGCAGUGGAGCUGGCAUGGAGUAUGUGGUCAGCCUGCACAGACUUCUGGCAACGGUCAGCUUGCCGUGUCUUGUGGAAUCAUCCAUUAAGGAAUUGCAGUCUUAAGGGCCAUUAUGCUCUCGAAAUAAAAAUAGAAAGGAAAAGCCAAAGCAGUGUAAGAGAAGAUGAAGGAAUCUCUUGUGAGAAACUGUUUUAAGUGAAAAAUUAAAAAGUGAAUCUUAAGUAGACUGGAUGCUGAGCUGACUCAGUUGGUGCUUUGGCUAAUACAUGCUUUCCGGCCCUUUUUCACUCUGCAUAAAUGUGCAUACAUGGAGAAAACCACUAGAGAAAAAAGGGCAUGAGCUCCUUGGCUGUGGAUCAUUGCACAUCAGAAGCCAGCAACCUCAUUCCAUGCAUUUAAAAUCAUCGUGUCUCUGCAGUAUUCAUAGGGCUUGGGUGCUGACAAAAAUCAGGAGUGAAUUACAUGAAUUAUCAUCAAUCAGAAUUCUGUUUAUAGCUUGCACAGAUCUAAGCAUUGAAUAACAUUGAGCAAAGUCACGUUAAAGGAAAUGAGUUACUUCCUUAGAUGGUGUGAAUGUUCUGGGUGUGGCAUUCAGGUUCAGAUAGGUUUUCUUGUUGGUGUUCUGUCUGAGCUGCCUUACACAGUCCUUGGUUGACUCCCUUGUUUUUGGGGUGGUCAUCAGCUGAGGUCCUUUCCAGUGCAUGUGGUAGGAGGAUGCUCUUUUAUAGGGUAUUAGGAGGUUAAUGGCUUAGGUCCCUUCUGCCCUUCCAUUUAAUUAGUAUUCACUUUCUUAGUGAUGUUUAGGGUCUGCAAGCCAGGCAGUGAACUGUUCUGCUGUUCAAAUGAUAGGAAAACAUUGCUUUGAAGAGUUUACAAUCUAUUCUUAAGUAACUUUAUUAAAAUGACUAGAUUGGGUAAUAGGAUUCUCCCAGAAUGAUGAAAUUCAUCCUCAUACAGUCCAACUUCCAGCGAUACUAUCAGGAGCUGGAGCACAGCCUUUUUCCCAGCAGCAUGUUUAUAGCUGCAUCGCCGAGCUGAAGGAUACAUCCUUAGGUUAAGGUGGUUCCCCUUUGCUAUGAGUAUGAGUGCCAAAAUGAAUGCAGCAAUGAAUUCCAGGUUCAGGGUGGGCUCCACAGUUUGUGGUUGAUGAUAUUAUUCAUGUAGCUUUCUAGAUAUUGAUAAUUGCUACAAACAUUUUUGGAGCUGGGAACCACAGUGAAUAUGUCAGUUGAAAUGUUUGGAUGGCUGGCAUGUUUAGCAACACAGGAAAGAGAUGCAAUAGGUAAAAACCACAGUAGGACUUCAGUUGUUUAUCCCCUUGAAUUGAAACUCAAGCGUUUGUUUUUAAAAUGUUUUCCUUGUAUUGGUCUGCCCAUAAAGCUGAGAAAUGCAACUAGUCUGUUUUAUCAGCACAUUCCAGAGCUGUCUAACAGUGCUCAAAUGCCUUCUGAGCUCUAGCAAGGCAAAAUAACCUACAAAGAUGUGUAAUAAUUUCUUGCCUGUUUCAUCACUUCGUUCUUGACUAGCUGCAUCCCUCAUCUUUUUUUCCUCUCUCCUGAAGGACUGCUGGCCUCUGAGGAGUGCUGGUGCACGAGCAGAAUGUGCACAGUGACUGUGGAAAUUCUAGUGAGUGGCUGUACUUUCAGGUUUCCCAGCACAAACAUAAAGAUAACAUUCACUGCUCUGUCCAAUGAGAAGAGAGAAAAACAGGAGGCCCCGGAGUCCCCAGUGAAGCCUGUGCAACCCCAGAUCUCUCCCUUAACGAUAAACAUUCCAGACAACAUGGCUCACCUGAUCAGCCCUCUCCCUUCUCCCACAGGAACUAUCAGUGCUGCAAAUUCCUGCCCAUCUAGCCCCCGUGGUGCAGGCUCUUCAGGGUACAAAAUGAGUCGUGUCAUACCAUCUGACCUACAUUUAAUGGCUGACAACUCUCAGUCAGAAAAUGACAAGGAAGCAUCGGGUGGAGACAGCCCAAAGGACGACUCUAAGCCACCUUACUCCUAUGCACAGUUAAUAGUACAAGCAAUUACAAUGGCACCUGAUAAGCAGCUUACACUAAAUGGAAUCUAUACGCACAUAACUAAAAAUUAUCCAUACUACAGGACAGCAGACAAGGGCUGGCAGAAUUCAAUACGUCACAAUCUCUCUCUGAAUCGUUAUUUCAUCAAAGUACCACGUUCCCAGGAAGAACCAGGCAAAGGCUCAUUCUGGAGGAUAGACCCUGCCUCUGAAAGCAAAUUAAUAGAGCAGGCUUUUAGGAAAAGGCGGCCUAGGGGAGUACCUUGCUUUAGAACCCCUCUGGGACCACUCUCUUCUAGAAGUGCCCCAGCCUCUCCUAAUCACUCUGGAGUUCUGUCUGCACACUCCAGUGGAGUCCAGACCCCCGAGAGUCUGUCCCGGGAAGGAUCUCCAGUCCCAAUGGAACCUGAGCCUAGUGCUAUCCAGCCAAAACUAGCAGUAAUACAAGAAGCACGAUUUGCACAGAGUGCCCCAGGAUCACCUCUAUCUAGCCAACCAGUUCUAAUUACUGUACAACGGCAGCUACCACAAACUAUUAAACCCGUCACCUACACUGUUGCAACUCCUGUGACAACAUCAACAUCCCAGCAGCCUGUAGUUCAGACCGUUCAUGUUGUUCACCAGAUACCAGCUGUGUCUGUCACAAAUGUGACUGGAUUAGCACCAGCAAACACUUACACUGUAGCUGGACAGGCAGUAGUCACGCAAGCUGCAAUGGUAACCCAGCCCAAGGUAGAACCUCAAGAGAACGGAGACCACAAGGAAGUAAAAGUGAAAGUGGAGCCUAUACCUGCUAUUAGUCAUGCUACAAUCGGAGCUGCUAGUCGUAUCAUUCAGACAUCUCAGACUACACCUUUACAGACAGUCACUAUAGUGCAACAGGCACCUCUAGGUCAACACCAGCUACCAAUAAAAACUGUAACGCAAAACGGAACGCACAUAGUACCUAUCACCACUGCAAUACAAGGGCAGGGCAAUGCUGCUGCUGCAAGUCCAUUGCAUAUGUUAGCAACCCAUGCGUCCGCAUCGGCAUCGCUUCCAACAAAGCGGCAGAACGGAGACCAGUCGGAACAGCAGGAACUGAAACGUAUCAAAACAGAGGAUGGAGAGAGCAUAGUGAUAGCUGUUAACGUGGACACCCCGCCUGUGGCAGUGAGCGAUAAAGGCAGCCAGAACUAGAAACUUAGAGUUUGCUUUCUUUCUUUCUUUCUUUCUUUUUUUUUUUUAAAAAAAAACAAAAACAAAAAAAACAACAACAAACUCCGUGGUGCCAAAAGGAGACACUUAAAUAUAACACCUAAAAUCUUGGAACAUGUUCUCACGCAGUGGGGAAAGGGGCCCUGUGAUCAGACUUCAACGUUCAGCACUGAAAAAUAAACCAACACAGGUGGCCUUAAAACUUGGUAACUUAAAGUCAAACUGCAAAACAUGUUGUUCCAGAGGCUGUGACCCCGCUCCUCCCUGCCCCCUAUGAACUGUGUACGCUGAGAAGUACAGUGCUGGGGAGGGCUGCAGCUUUAAAAAAAUCUUUAUCAGAUUAUUUUAAGGACUGAGUAUCUCAGUGUAACGGCAGCAUGAUAAGCGCUUAGUGUGAACUGGGUUCAAACGAUUGUAUAUUCCUCAAAGGGAACAGAGGCAAGGAGCCAUUUCCUACAUCUUGGCAGCUAGCCUUUCAUAAUGACCUACCCAAUGCAGUUGUUGGUAGAUAUGCAGUAUUUUGUUGUUCACAUGUGGAAUUAGAAAUUUUUGAGGUGUAUUUUCAUUUCUUUGCAAAACGAUGGGGUCUUUGACAUUUCAAAUCACUCCAUUUCUACUCUGGAAACUUUGGAAUCACACAAUACUUUUCAUGUGAAAUUUUGUUUGGUAAAAAACUGAAUGUAGGGUUUUUUUAACCGAUGGAAUGAUUUACUUUUGUCUGUCCUCUUAAAGUUCAGAUAAAGCUACUUUAUUACAUCUGCAAAUUUUCAUAUUUUAGCAGUUGCCUGAUAAAUUUAAUCAAAUUUUAUUACCAUGUGUAGUGAUCAAAUGCUUCUUUGGGCUUGCAUGUAACUGAUUAGAAAUUACGAUGUAAAUGAGCCGUUAACUGACGUAAAGAACUGCUAUGAAUUUGACCAGAGCUGCACUUAUCUGUUUCUCUCUCUGCUACCUUUUGCUGUUUGUUACUUUGUGUUGACUUUGACUGUCCCUGGCAUAUUUUUCCAGUCUAAAGUAAAACGAGAGUCUCGCUUAAUAUUGUGUAUGUUUAAGAUAACAGACUGUUCUUCAUUUAGAAAAGAUAAAAUUCUUUAUCACGAGUCCUUUUAAAAAGAGAGUUAAAAUUAUCUUGUCAGAGGUAUAUUCGAUAUUUUUAAGCUUAAGCACCCGUCUGUAGGAAUUAAUCUGACCGGUUUUCUCCGUAACACUUUGGAUGUCAUACACUGACCCGGGGGUCUCCAUCCACAGUAGCUGUUGUGGUUUUCUAACAGUGGCUACCGUAUGAUUACAAUAAAAAAGACUUAAGUGUGUGUUCUGCAGUUGAACAUUUAAGACGUAGUGGCAAUUUCUCACUUCAAUUGUGGUAAUAGAUUCCACUUACAGUAAAAAACGCGAUCUGAGCAUAAGGCUGCUGUUCAGUCUUCAGUUCACAUCACGUCUCGUUUCUUCACGCAGCACGGUGAGUGAGAGCCGGCUUGAUUUGAACCUGACUUCUGUCACUUUCUCUAAUAAUGAUGCAUUAUUUAUAUUUCCUUUUCCGCUACGAAAGGAAAAGAACUGUGUUUUCUCGACGGACUGAACAGUUUGGAGUGGUUUAUUGAGGCAGCUUUUGGAACUAUUUACCUAAAGACCAAAUAUGAGAAAUCUGUACAAGUUUUGUGUUCAUCCACAAAAUGGAACUGUUACAAUGAUGUCUCUGCAGAUAAUACAUAUUAAAAAUCUAUUAAACAAAACCAACAACAGAACUCUACACAAGCUGAGUUUAUAACAGGCAUUUAAAAAAAAAGCAUAACCUGAAAAAAAAACCAUUUCUGUAAAACUGCAAGAUUUUCUUUAGAGGUUUUAAGAAAUAAAAAGUAAAGUUUUAACAUACUUUUUUUAAGAAAAAAAUCCAGUACUAGUAAUUUAAUUUGGUGUUGAAUGAACUGAUUAGAAUGUGGUUUAUUUUCCGAAGUGAGAAUCUGUUCACGACUAGGGCUAGGUGAAUAAUAGUGUAUAAGAUUUUUUUUAAAUAAAAUUAAAUUUUAUUCAGCAAAUUAA
Messenger RNA from Gallus gallus (chicken), 5951 nucleotides. It is a transcript of the gene FOXK2, whose product is annotated as forkhead box K2. Bases 2298 to 3896 code for a protein of 532 amino acids. Gene Ontology annotation, molecular function: DNA-binding transcription factor activity, RNA polymerase II-specific; protein binding; RNA polymerase II cis-regulatory region sequence-specific DNA binding. NCBI's taxonomy places the organism in Eukaryota, Metazoa, Chordata, Aves, Galliformes, Phasianidae. The record is from RefSeq and is a predicted model, not a curated record. Gene Ontology annotation, biological process: regulation of transcription by RNA polymerase II. The transcript has 9 exons.